GCUAAUUGGGGUGACGUCAUUGGAAGGUCUUCAAGUGGGUUUUUUGACGAAGAGGGGCAAAGGUCGACUGUGUAAACAAUUUUAAUAAAAAACUGUAAAUGACAAGUCACGAGUUUAAAGUCCCUUUGGCGGCAACAUAGACACUUCUUUCGGGUUUUCGUACGUCAAUUCAAACGUCACCAACGCAACCACGCCAAAUUCACUAAACACCGCUUCAAAUUUUAACCCUAUUUUUACCGUUUUUACACAAAAUAUGGACUCGUUUUUGAAGCGUAAAGCAGAAACUGGGGCUAGCACCAGUAAAAAACUCAAGCUAGAAAAUUGCCCCCAUGGUGUCAAGUGCUACCGCAAAAACCCGCACCACUUCAGAGAAUUUCAGCACCCCCAUUUACUGGAGUUGCUACAAAUGGAAAAAAUCAAAAUCCCUGAUGACUAUCCACAAGACAAAAGUGUUUAUUUAGAGCAACUGGAAGUUCUGGGCCCCCUUGUCAAAGACAAGCCGCUAGCGAAACCCAGCACGAGUCAAGCAACCCAGUCUGAGUGUGCAAAGCCUGGAACUAUGCUCGAAAAGCUGCAAAAGGCAGCCCCCUAUAACCUCUUUUUUACAACCAUUCCAAAGUCGCCUGACACGUCGAAACAAGCAAAUAGUGUCACUUUCCCGGAUUUGUUGUGUCCGAGCUUAGGCCAGUUGAAGUGUUCCUUACAGAUUAAUUUUAUGAUUGAUAUUGGGUGGUUGAUGGAGCAGUAUAAAGCGCGAAACUUGGAGAAAAAACCGCUCACGAUUUUGUACGGUAGCGACGAGUUUCCACAAAUGGAACAAUAUAUGGAUAAGUUUUUACCACAAGUCACCUACCACUUUGUUAAAAUGAAAGACCCGUUUGGUUGUCACCACUCAAAAAUCGGGGUUUAUGUGUAUGAAGACAACUCCCUCAGAGUGGUUGUGUCUUCAGCUAACCUCUACUAUGAAGACUGGAACCACUACAACCAAGGAUUGUGGGUGAGCCCCCGCUGUCGCCCCCUCGCCGACCCCUCAGAAAAAUCCGGCGAGUCCCCCACUGGCUUCAAGGCAGCCUUUUUAUCAUACUUGAAGCACUACAACCUCCCAAUUUUAAAAACCUGGAUUGACUGCGUUAAAAACGCGGAUUUCAGCGACAUUAAAGUGUUUUUAGUGACCUCAGUGCCAGGGAAGCAUUACCCUGAAACCGCUGGUAGUCACGUCCAUCACGUUGGUCAUUUACUGUCAAAGCACUGUAGUCUUCCAGCUAAGACGGGGCCCGACAGCGAGGGGCCGUUGUCGUGGGGUAUUAUGGCGCAAGCCUCCAGUAUCGGCUCUUUGGGCAAAGCCCCGGCCGACUGGUUGCGCAGCACCCUCUUGCGGAGUCUCGCGGGGCACAAGCAGACGCAAUUGGUGUCAAAUUCCAGUGCCACUCUUAGUGUGAUUUUUCCCAGUGUGGAUAAUGUGAUGAAUGGGUAUUUUGGUCCGGAGAGUGGGGGCUGUUUACCGUAUUCUAAACAGACGAAUGAGAAGCAAAAGUGGCUUCAGACUUAUUUGCAUCAGUGGAAGGCGGAUAAGUUGAGCAGAACUAGGGCUAUGCCCCAUAUUAAGACCUACUGUCGCGUUUCUCCCUGUCUGUCAAAGUUGGCGUGGUUUCUUGUUACUAGUGCCAACAUUUCAAAGUCUGCUUGGGGCGGGAAUUUGCAGAAGGAUAGGGCGACGUAUAUCAGGAGUUAUGAAGCUGGAGUGAUGUUUUUGCCCAAGUUUUUUGAUGAGGAGUAUUUUGAAAUAGCUGCUACUUUAAGCAAUAAGAAUAAGAAGCUGUUUCCUUUUUUGUAUGAUUUGCCGUUGACGGAGUAUAAGUCCAGCGAUUAUCCUUGGUGUAAUUAAUAAAGAUUACUGUAUUUUGUG
This is a messenger RNA of Zophobas morio, 1906 nucleotides long. RefSeq names its product probable tyrosyl-DNA phosphodiesterase. Gene Ontology annotation, biological process: DNA repair. Bases 254 to 1885 code for a protein of 543 amino acids. Gene Ontology annotation, molecular function: single-stranded DNA binding; double-stranded DNA binding; 3'-tyrosyl-DNA phosphodiesterase activity. NCBI's taxonomy places the organism in Eukaryota, Metazoa, Arthropoda, Insecta, Coleoptera, Tenebrionidae. The transcript has 8 exons. Gene Ontology annotation, cellular component: nucleus. The record is from RefSeq and is a predicted model, not a curated record.